This is a messenger RNA of Macadamia integrifolia, 1073 nucleotides long. RefSeq names its product outer envelope pore protein 24A, chloroplastic-like. The record is from RefSeq and is a predicted model, not a curated record. Gene Ontology annotation, molecular function: voltage-gated monoatomic cation channel activity. The transcript is spliced from 3 exons. Gene Ontology annotation, biological process: regulation of monoatomic ion transmembrane transport. Lineage: Eukaryota; Viridiplantae; Streptophyta; Magnoliopsida; Proteales; Proteaceae. The coding region runs from base 198 to 839 and encodes 213 amino acids.
ACUCUUAGGGAACUGGGGAUUAGGUAGAGGAGAGACUUCUCCAACUCAAACCACGCGUUCCACUGACCAGAGAGACCACAAUCGGGUGUGAGAGGAGGAGGCGCGUGAGCGCGCGGGAGAGCCCAGAGGGAGAAGGACAAGGCGGUGAGGCACGCACCCUCUUCAUCUUUCUCUCUCAUCUCGUCUGACGUGAAGAGAUGAUGAAGGCUACUUUUAAGGGAAGAUACACUACCGAUAAAAGCAGUGCCUCUGCAACCAUCGCCAUUAACGCCGGCGAUGUCAAACUUCGUGCUUCCAUGACCGAUGCCACGGUCGUCAAUGGUCCCAGUUUAAAUGGUCUCGGUCUCUCCCUCGAGAAGCCUGGCUCUUUCAUCGUCGAUUACAAUGUCCCCGAAAAGGAUGUUAGGUUUCAGUUCAUGAACUCGAUCAACGUUAUGGAUAAACCUCUGAGACUAACUUACAUUCAUGGGCAUCGUGACAACCGGGCGAUUUUGGAUGGGACUCUUGUCUUCGAUUCGGCUAACAAAGUCUCAGCGAAUUAUGUUUUGGGUUCUGGGAACUGCAAAUUGAAGUAUACUUACGUGCAUGGAGGGGUCAGGACCUUUGAGCCGUGCUACGACUUCGCUAAGAAUUCAUGGGACUUUGUGGUUUCGCAGAGGGUUUAUGGGGACGAUGUGUUGAAGGCUUCGUACCAGACAUCGACCAAGGUCUUGGGCCUGGAGUGGGGCAGAGAUUCCAAGGUUAAUGGUUCAUUCAAGAUAUCGGCAUCUGUCAAUUUGGAAGAGGAAGUUAAAAGGCCAAAAUUAACCACUGAGACUACAUGGAAUUUUGAAAUGUGAAAUUUCUGUUAGUUGAUUAAGUAUUGAAAUUUCUUACAUGUCAUCCAACACACACUGUUUCUAUUGGUUGUAUUCCCAAUAAUUUGGGGCUCUUCUUUAUAGCUCUUUGAACACUUGCUAUUAUUUUCCAUUGAGCUGAAAACCAAGCCAAUGGCAGCUUUACAGGUUUUUUUUAUAACAAACGAAGGAUUGAUUCUCUGUUGAAAUUUGAAUGCAUUUGUAGCAUUGUUGAAA